Molecule: messenger RNA, 591 nt
Organism: Naegleria fowleri
Lineage: Eukaryota; Heterolobosea; Eutetramitea; Acrasida; Naegleriidae
Exons: 1
Coding region: 1-591 (196 amino acids)
Source: RefSeq, a predicted model, not a curated record
AUGUUCCAAAAGCAUUUUCCAUCGGGCCCUUAUGCAACCAAUGACCGAGUCGGUUCGGGUUUCUUCUAUGAUCGAUUCUACACAAAAUUCAAAUCUCCCAAAUGGAGGGCCAUCGUUUUGUACGGUGCUGUUAUUACCUUGUGCUAUUAUCCGUCCAAAUUCAUCUAUCGUUUUGUGUUUGAACAUCCGUAUUGGGAGAGAAGACAAAUCCGAAAGGAACAAGAACGAGAAAUUAAGCAAUUGGUAUUGAUGAGCUCGAAUCGGAAUAGAAAGGAAGCACUCAAUGAAAUGUUCAAAGAAUAUUAUAUUGGUAAAUAUGUUCAAAAACAACAACAACAAGAUAUCAUGAGCCAUGAUGGGGCAUCUUCUCAAGUAGAACCCAAUACCGAAGAAAUACUUGAGAAGAUGAUCGUUGAGUGGUAUGGCAUUACGAAUGAGCCUGACCGAUUGGCCUCACCACGACCUCGACCAACAACAGUUAUCCAAGAUCAGGGUGGUGAUGGUGCUGCUUCUACGGCAUUAUCUUCUCCAAGUAGUACCAUAUCAAGAAUUAUUAAUACAUCCGAGUUGUUCCAACUAUUCAAACGAUGA